AUGUUAACAUUGCCUUCGUCAUCUCAUACCGUCGAGGUCUUCGCUCUUUCAGCAGGCACCCUCGAGCUCCCUGACCGCUGGCUCUUUGAGGACGGAGACAGUGAUACGCAGAAGUUCCGCCAAUAUUCCCCGGACUUCUGCUUCUUGGUGGUGCAUAACUCUGGGAGAAAAUUGCUCUUCGACCUGGGCAUGCGCAAGGACCUUGAGAACAGCCCAAAAGUGAUUCGAAAUGACUAUCCACUUCUUGAUCCAAUAGUUGAAGAGGAUGUAAGUGAUAUAUUGAACAAGGGGCUUCAUAAAGCAGAGACCGUCACGGAUAUCGUCCUCUCGCAUCUACAUUUCGAUCACAUUGGGGAUUGUACACGGUUUCCAAGGGCGUCAUUGGUAACUGGCCCUGGUAGCAGAGCCGCCACCUCCCCAGGGUAUCCCAUUGAGCCUCUCUCACCCUUCUCUGCCGACGUUCUGAGUCAUAAUGGUUACCAAGAGUUGACAUUUGAAAAACACACCUGGUUCUCCAUGGGCCCCUUUUCCCGUGCAUAUGAUUAUUUUGGUGACGGGAGUUUUUAUCUGAUAGACACGCCAGGCCAUAUGCCGGGACACCUAGGAGCCUUAGCACAGACGAGCAAGGGUGAAUGGGUAUUUAUGGGAGGCGAUUGCUGUCACCACCGUUCACUACUGUCUGGAGCUCGACCAGUCAGUGUGUCCAUGGGACCUAAUGGUACCUCAAGCUUUCAUAAAGAUGUUUCGACGGCUAUCAAAACCAUCGGCACUGUGCGAGAGCUCGAUUUGUACGACAAUGUACUAGUUGCGCUAGCACAUGAUGGGUAUCUCAUAGAUAGAAUGCCUCUGUAUCCCACAUCACUAGUGGGCUGGAAAGGAAGUGAAUGGAAACAGGAACUGGACAAGGUGUUGAAUGGUCAGAACAAUUGA
Molecule: messenger RNA, 930 nt
Organism: Exophiala mesophila
Lineage: Eukaryota; Fungi; Ascomycota; Eurotiomycetes; Chaetothyriales; Herpotrichiellaceae
Exons: 2
Coding region: 1-930 (309 amino acids)
Source: RefSeq, a predicted model, not a curated record